CUCGGAGGGCGGAAGCGGAAGGUGCCGCCGCGGCGGCAGGGGGUGGGGGCGCGGGCGGCCCCCGCGGUUGCUAUGGAGAGCGGGGGAGCAGGGGGCGCGUGACCGCGGCCCCUCCCUUCCCCUCCUGGCCUCGCCCAACGAAAAGAUACGGAAGUUGAUGAUGAAAAAUCUCCCUUGAGAAUGGGGCCUUUUUUUGCAUAGUUCCAACUUAAUUGUGGAACUUGCCAUCAAAGCUGUUAUUUCCCCUUCUGUGGAAGUGUUGUGAAGUCAUGGAAUCUCUGCUGCUCUGGAUAAUAUUUUAAUCUUGGAUCGUGACAGAUUGUUACCUGUUUGUGUUCAAUGGGACGACGAAUUCACUUUGUGGAUGACCCUCAGGGUUGGUGCUGCAUGGGCCUGAUUAUCUUUGUCUGGCUGUACAAUACAAUCUUCAUUCCAAAAGUCAUCCUCUUCCCUCAUUAUGAAGAGGGACAUAUUUCAGUUGUGGCAAUUUUGUGUUAUUACUUCUGCUCAUUGUUUUGCAUAUCUUCAUUACUAAGAGCCUCAGUAGCUGAUCCAGGAAAACUACCUGAAAACCCAAAGAUACCAAUUACAGAACGAGAAUAUUGGGAAUUAUGUAACAAAUGCAAUAUGAUGAGACCAAAGCGUUCACACCAUUGCAGUCGUUGUGGACACUGUGUGAGGAGGAUGGAUCACCACUGUCCGUGGAUUAAUAAUUGUGUUGGUGAAGACAAUCAUUGGCUGUUUUUACAGCUGUGUUUCUACACUCAGAUCCUUAGUUCCUAUACGCUGAUACUUGAUUUCUGCCAUUACUACUACUUUUUGCCUCUGAAAAAACAAAACUGGGAUGUUUUUGUAUUUAGACAUGAACUUGCUCUCCUAAGAAUAUCUGCCUUCACGGGUCUAAUAAUAUUAGGUGGAAUAAGUGGACUCUUUUACACUCAGCUAAUGGGUAUUUUCACUGACACUACAAGUAUAGAAAAAAUGUCAAACUGUUGUGAAGAGAUAUCGAGGCCCCGAAAGCCAUGGCAGCAGACCUUCUCAGAAGUUUUUGGCACUCAGUGGAAGAUCCUGUGGUUUAUUCCUUUCAGGCAGAGGCAACCACUGCGAGUUCCCUACCACUUUGCCAAUCACGUCUAAACAGAUGGAUGGUGGGCACAGAUGGGUCCUCCAUGCUGGAAGUGCAUUACAGGUUUUAUGAUAAUAGGACUAUGACAGUCUUCAAGUCAAUUAAAAUCCACCCACCAAUCAUAGGCAUCACAAUGUGCCCCAGGCUUUAUUUUAAUAGUGGUCUUGAUUCUGCUCUGAGAUUAAUGCAAGUUGUAUGUUUAACUUUAGGCAUAUUUACUUUCAAUUAGCUUUCCAAAGGGAUUUCUUUUGUCUUUUAGGUUAAUACCAAAGCUGAAUGACUGGAAUGCAGUCUUACUCUAUUUGUUUGAUACUGGCUCUUUUGAUUUUUUUUUUUUUUGGUAGAAAACACUGAAGUUUACAUUGAUUGUUAGCUUUCCCACUGAGUGUUUUAUUCGGUCUUGAAUUUUUUUCAGUGCUUUUAUCAGUAGGUCUGUCUAGAUAAUAUUAAUGUAUUUUUUGUGCUACAUGUGUUUAAAAUUCCCUGAUACUGCCAUUUAUUUAUGAUAGUAAUCCUGCAGCACUCCACUAUAAAAGGUAACAUUUAAAACUGAGGCAGACUUCUUCCUAAACCUUUCUCAGAGAUGUUUUUAUAAAUACAUGUAAAUGUAUGCGUUCAUAUAGAAAAAUCUUACAUCUUACAGUUAUCCUUCUGCACAGAUGUGAUCUUAGUGAAAAAUAUUCAUGUCUUUAUGUCAACAAAAGUGAUUAAAUGUUCCAGGGUAAAAUAUACAGACAGAAAGCAUGUUUCCCCUGUACCCCAAGGAUUUCUUUGCAAUAAUUCUACAAAAAGGUUGUAUGGUGCAAGUACUAGAGUGAUAACUUCUUAAAAAUGCAGAUUUAAUUAGUUAGCAUAAUGUACCAUAAAGAAGAAUAUAUUGUCAAUAAAAUUAUAAAUUUUGUAUUUACUUUGAUUUAAUAAUGAUUAUCUGGAAUUGGUCUAAGUGUUUGUAUAUGGGAAAUAUAUGUGAAAAUACUUUAAAAAAUUUAUACACAAAUACAGAUAUUUGCUAUUAACAUGUGUAGUGAAGUAUAUUAACUGAUUUAAUAGGGAACUAUAGCUUGUUGUGCGCCCUUUAAGUAUGGAAGUAGUUAACCGAAGAAAGCAUCCUUAAGAUUACAUCUGCUAAAAUGACAAUGAUGCCCAAAGUACUGGCUCAGCUUUGCUGUAUCUGGAAAAAUGAUGUAAUUUAUCCUAGCCUUCUGUAUCUAUACAAAUAUCAGCAUGAGAUGAUUUUUGAAAGUCCUGUGAAUUUUUAUGAGAAAUUAACUGCUUUCAGUGUUUUCAGUUAUAUGCUGCUUACUGUGUUUGUUGUCUAGUCUAACAGGACUAGGAUCCACCUUAAAUGACAGCCAUGCAACAGGAUUAUAGUAAAAGCCACAAAAUCAGCAUGUAAUAUACAUAGAUUGUGGUUGGAGAAAGUAAUUGUGAACAGUUCAUUCAAAAAGAAGGGAUGGAUUUGUCAUGAGGGCUAUUCAUAAUUAAUUUUUUCAUCAGCUCAUUUAUAAUUUUAACAGUCACUGCCAGUGUUGGGUGUCCCUUUAUUGAAUUAACAGAUGGUGAUGAUCCAUUGAAAGUUCAAAAAGGUGCAUCUUGAAAAUCACUUGAAUUUUAAACUUUUGUAAAUUUCUAACAUUUGAACCAACUUUACUUUCCUUCUUUUAAAAAUUGAUGCAAUAUUUCCUUCAUUUAAAUUUCAAGCCCAAUGUUCAACCAUUUUUUUACAUGGCAUUUUUAGAAGUGAACUUAGACUUUCUUUAAGAUGGUAUAGGCAGCAAUAUUUAAACAAAGGAGCUUGAGGAAAGUGGAUGGAAAGGUUGGAGCGAUGCUUGAAAUUAAAAAGAAUGUGCAUAUACAUUAUCAAGUAAUGGCUAUAUUUGCCUUUUUUUUUUUUUUUUUUUUUGCUAAGGAAUGCCAGUAUUAUAGUCUGUGAAUCACACAGGGAAAUAAUAGAAGUUUUAUGCGCCAAUAUUUAAAUCUGUUUCAUGAGCAAAGCAUGGUAGUUAAGUUUUUCAUGCUAAUCUACUAUCGCAGCAGAUCAUACAGUUCUGAAGCUUAUUAAGACAGUCAAGAAUUUAACUAUUCUUGAUACGUUCGCUGUGGGAGCACGUAAUUAUUCUUUCUGGUUUCUAGUAUCAUUGUUCCAGUUAAUUUAACCGUGCAUGGAGAACCAAAUCUGCAAUACCGAAUCUGCUCAAUGGUGGUACGCUUAGACAUAAACAGCGUGUUUCAUUUUUGUACCUGAUACACCACGAAGAGGCGGGACAAUGACAUUUCGCCUGCUUUGUGUGGAUGACCACCCACGGGCAGCCCAAGCGUCGUGCGCUGCUACACGCCCGCGCUCUCAAGCACAAGGUGGAAGGUGGUAACACACCUAAGGACCCCGCGCCGACCGUUGGCCCAACCGCCCGCGCUGACUGGGGUGUGCGGCCCCUGUGCGCUCUCCACGCGCCCUCUGUCGGCCAUCUUGCGCCACGACGGCGGGCUCCAGGCCCGGAGCGGGGGCGGUGCCCGGCUGAGCGCGUCAUGAUGACGCGCUGGGCAUGGAAGGGAGGUGUGUUGGGCGGGUUGGGGUGCGCGUCCCUGGUAGUGGCGGGGCUGGCCUCUCGGGGCGGGAGCACGUCAGCGGUGGGCGGGGUCUGUGCUGCGUGGCCGUGACGGGUUUCUGCAGGAAAUCUUCAGAACUGCUCGACUUUCCUUUCUAAAAUUCAAUUGCAAAAUUAAAAAUUAAAAAUCUGAAAA
This is a messenger RNA of Tyto alba (common barn owl), 3868 nucleotides long. It is a transcript of the gene ZDHHC21, whose product is annotated as zinc finger DHHC-type palmitoyltransferase 21. The transcript is spliced from 10 exons. Lineage: Eukaryota; Metazoa; Chordata; Aves; Strigiformes; Tytonidae. The record is from RefSeq and is a predicted model, not a curated record. Gene Ontology annotation, biological process: protein targeting to membrane; peptidyl-L-cysteine S-palmitoylation. Bases 340 to 1137 code for a protein of 265 amino acids. Gene Ontology annotation, molecular function: protein-cysteine S-palmitoyltransferase activity. Gene Ontology annotation, cellular component: Golgi apparatus; endoplasmic reticulum.